This is a messenger RNA of Rhizoctonia solani, 2367 nucleotides long. Its product is annotated as Retrotransposable element Tf2 protein. The record is from RefSeq and is a predicted model, not a curated record. NCBI's taxonomy places the organism in Eukaryota, Fungi, Basidiomycota, Agaricomycetes, Cantharellales, Ceratobasidiaceae. The coding region runs from base 1 to 2367 and encodes 788 amino acids. The transcript is spliced from 3 exons. Gene Ontology annotation, molecular function: nucleic acid binding. Gene Ontology annotation, biological process: DNA integration.
AUGGACAGUUUAGAUAAUUGUGUAGAAUUUGUAUCUCUUGGACUGGAUUCAAAUAAAAAGCCGUUAUUAUACAUCAAUCUAUACAUCCAAAAUUCCCUGGCAGAACCCCUUAGAACCCUCAUAGAUUCAGGAGCCACUUCCACCUUCAUCUCCCCCUCUAUUGUUGAAAAACUAAAAAUCCCAAAAACCCAACUCAAAAAUCCACAAGUUGUGAGAAUGUUAGACAGUACCAUAUCCCAGACUGGUUGCAUUUGGCACCAGGUCCACCUCAUGGUCUUGGCCAAUGGCCAUCCCCACACUGUCCCUUUCCUUGUUUGUCCCAUAGGCAACACCCCAGCAAUUCUAGGCAUGACCUGGUUAAUGGCAGAAGCUCCUCUCAUUGACUGGCAACAGGGACUUGUCACAUUCCCUGAGCAGGUACAAAUUGCCUUGGAAGAAGAAGCCAACCCAGACCCCUUAGCAGAUCUUCCGGCCCAAUAUCACAAAUUUGCCAAAGUCUUUGGGGAAGAGGAAUUCAAAGUGCUCCCACCUCAUAGGGAAUACAAUAUUGCAAUUGACCUCACUCCUGACGCAAAACUCUCCCCUGGCCCAAUUUAUGGCAUGACCAACGCAGAAUCUAAGGUGCUUAAACAGCACAUUGACCAAGAGUUGGAAACAGGCAAGAUCUGCCCUAGUACCUCCUUGGCAGGUGCACCGGUUAUGUUUGUCAAAAAGGCAGGUUCCCUUAGGCUGGUUGUGGAUUACCAGAAGCUCAAUGAUGUAACCCACAAGAACGUAUACCCACUCCCAAGGCAGGACAACCUCAUGGCUAAAUUAAGGCAUGCAAAGAUAUUCACUAAGCUUGACUUACAAUGGGGUUACAACAACGUCCAAAUCAAGGAAGGGGAUGAAUGGAAAACAGUGUUCCAUACCAAAUAUGGGUUGUUUGAGUAUCUGGUCAUGCCUUUUGGUCUCACAAACGCUCCUGCGGCAUUCCAGCAUUUCAUGAACAACCUGUUUAGGGAUCUCAUCAAUGUCACAGUGGUAAUUUAUUUGGACAACAUUCUCAUCUUCUCAGAGGACCCUGCAAAACAUCCAAAACACAUUAGAGAAGUCCUAUCAUGCUUGAUGAAAAAUCAGCUGUUCUGCAAAUUGUCAAAGUGCCACUUUCAUGUCACAACGGUUGACUACCUUGGGAUUGUCAUCUCCCCUGCUGGUUCAGUAGCUUGUCCCCUCUAUAAUCUCACAAGGAAGGAAACCCCAUGGUCUUGGGGCAGUCAGGAAGAAGAAGCUUUCCAAGAAUUGAACUCCUUAAUUACCAAGAGCCCAGUUCUCAUCCACUUGAAUCCAGACCUACCUUACUACCUUGAAACAGACGCAUCAGGGGUAGCAAUGGGUGCUAUCUUGAGUCAACAGGGAGAAGAUAAUUGCUUACAUCCAGUGGCUUACAUGUCAAAAUCCUUCUUGGGGGCUGAGACUAACUACAACACCCAUGACAAGGAACUACUGGCUAUCAUCAAAGCAUUAGAGGAAUGGCGCAUCUUCCUGGAAGCAACUGACAAGCCAAUCCAAGUCUUUACAGACCACAGGAACUUGGAAUCUUGGAUGCAAGCUCAGACAUUCAAUCAAAGACAUGCACGUUGGUGGAUCUUCCUGAGUGAUUUCAACUUUGAAAUUCACUAUCACCCAGGGAAGCAAUUGGGGAAGCCCAGCACACUAUCCAGACAAUUGGACUACAAGGAUGAUCCCCAGGGACCAGAGAUCAUGCUUCCAUCAGAAGUUUUUGCAAAUACAUUGGAAGAAGAACUUGAGAUUGUCACAGAAAUCUGCAACAGGCUGAGAGAAGACCCCUCCCUUGAACCAAUUAUCCAAUUCCUAACAGAAGAUGCUGACAAUGCUCCACCGUCAAUUUACUCUGAGCCCCUGAAGGAGCGGUUACUAAGGGAAUUCCACAACUCACCUCUGGUGGGACACCCAGGUCAGCAACAAAUGCUGGAACUACUCAGUAGAAGCUACUGGUGGCCAGGGAUGAAAUUCUUGGCCAAGGAAUGGGUUGAGUGCUGCCCCAUGUGCCAAGCCAACCGUUGCCCCCAUGGACCUGUCAUAGCCUUGAAACCCUUGGAAGUCCCACCAUUCCCAUUCCAUACCAUCUUGUACAACUUUAUCACUGGGUUCCCCAAGUCUCAGGGUCAUGAUGCCAUCCUUGUAGUCAUAGAUUCCUUCUCAAAGUUUGGCCACUUCAUCCCCACUUCAAAGAAGGUCACAGCAAAGGGCCUGGCAGACUUGUUUGUCACACACAUCUGGAAACUCCAUGGGCUACCAGUCAAAACAGUAUCAGACCAAGGAACAACAUUUACUGGGAAAUUCUUGAGGGCUCUCUACCAAUGA